This is a messenger RNA of Panicum virgatum (switchgrass), 624 nucleotides long. Its product is annotated as putative hydro-lyase KRH_21160. The record is from RefSeq and is a predicted model, not a curated record. Lineage: Eukaryota; Viridiplantae; Streptophyta; Magnoliopsida; Poales; Poaceae. The transcript has a single exon. The coding region runs from base 1 to 624 and encodes 207 amino acids.
AUGGGGGCAGAGUGCCGACAGCACAUGGAUCUGGCGUGGGUGGCCACCGGAGCCCCCGCCCACGCAGGCCGCCGCCGCGCGCAGCCGUCGCCCGCACCGGCCGCCGUCGCGUGCAGCCCUCGCCCGGGCCGGCCGCCGCCGCGCAGCCCUCGCCGGAGCGCGUGCACUCGGCGCGCGUCGCCGACGGCGCGCCCCGCGCGCAACCACAGCUCGGCGUGCCGCUGCUAUCGCCCUUCCGCGCCGGUGCUGGGCGCUGCCACCGUGCCCGCCCCGCGUCCUCGCCGUCGCCGCGAGGCCUUGCGGGGGAGCGGAGUGCCAGGCCGCCGCAGCUGCCCCGCUAUCAUGUGCAGGCCGUUGCGCGUGCCCGCCGCGCCGGCCGCCGCACUUGGCCCGCCACGCGCAAGGGCCGGGGUGGGGAAGGAGGAGGCCGCGGCCGGCAGGCAAGGGUCGGGGGUGGGGAGGAGGCCGCCGCCGAACCCUGCUCAGCCGGCGUGCGACUUCGGGCGGAGCAGGGCGCGGCGAGGGGCCAGGGCGCGGCGAGGGCCCAAGCAGUGGCGCGCGGCGGGCCACAACGGUGGGGCGGGGCAGUGGCGAGCGCCGCGCCGGUGUGCGGGGCGGGAGUAG